Adineta steineri is the source of this 876-nucleotide messenger RNA. NCBI's taxonomy places the organism in Eukaryota, Metazoa, Rotifera, Eurotatoria, Adinetida, Adinetidae. The record is from the annotation of a GenBank genome assembly.
AUGAGAGAGUACUCAAACGCACUUUCAUCUCACAGAAAAGCAUUAAAAAUUCGACAAAAAACUCUUCCUUCGAAUCAUCCUGAUUUUGCACAGUCAUACAACAACAUCGGUGGGGUGUAUCACCAAAUGGGAGAGUGCUCGAAGGCACUUUUAUAUUACGAAGAUGCUCUUGAAAUUUUGCAAAAGACACUUCCUUCAAAUCAUCCUGAUUUGGCUAAUUUAUACAACAACAUCGGUGGUGUACAUGAAAGCAUGGGAAAUCACUCGAAAGCACUUUCGUAUCACGAGAAAGCACUUGAAAUUCGACAAAAAACUCUUCCUUCAAAUCAUCCUGAUUUGGCUACUUCUUACAACAACAUCAGUAAUGUGUAUAGCUAUAUGGGCGAGUACUCAAAACCACUUAAAAUUCAAGAAAAAACUCUUCCUCCAAAUCAUCCCUCAUUGGCUACUUCUUACAAUAACAUCAAUUUGGUAGAUGACCACAUGAGUGAGUACUCAAAAGCGCUUUCAUUUUACGAGAAAGACCUUGAAAUUCAACAAAAAACUCUUCCUUCGAAUCAUCCCUCAUUGGCUACUUCAUACAACAACAUCGGUAGUGUGUAUGAGAGCAUGGGAGAGUACUCGAAAGCACUUUCAUUUUACGAAAAAGCAGUUGAAAUUGAACGAAAAACUCUUUCUUCAAAUCAUUCAGAUUUGGCUACUUCAUACAACAACAUCGGUUGGCUUUAUAGAUUUAUGAAAGACUAUUUGGAAGCACUUUCAUAUUAUGAACGCGCUCUGGACAUAUUAAAACGUAUAUUACCACCAACCCAUUCUAGUAUUGAAGAUGUGAAAAAGAGUGUUGAAGUUGUAAAAAGAAUUAUACAGAAUAAAUGA